Molecule: messenger RNA, 864 nt
Organism: Talaromyces rugulosus
Lineage: Eukaryota; Fungi; Ascomycota; Eurotiomycetes; Eurotiales; Trichocomaceae
Exons: 4
Coding region: 1-864 (287 amino acids)
Biological process (GO): lipid metabolic process
Source: RefSeq, a predicted model, not a curated record
AUGUUUUCCCCAUUACUCAACAUCAUCGUACUUUUGAGUGGGACAACACUCGCGCAGUCGGCAGUCUCCGAAAACACCUAUAACAAUAUAGUACGGUACACCGGCUUUGCAGCAGCAGCGUAUUCAGAUUACUGUGCGACGCCCCCAAGCGGCAGCACAAUUGUGAAAACUUUCAAUGUCAACUCCACUGACACACAAGCAACGCUUUUUCGCGACGAUACGUCAAAGGAGAUAAUUGUUGCGUUCCGCGGCAGUUCUAGUCCCACGGACCUGGACACUGAUUUUCAGUUCACAUCGGUUCCUUUGACAGCUGUCGGAACUUCGUGCAAGUCUUGCAAUGUGCAUUCGGGAUUUCAAACUGCCUAUUCAUCCAUUGCUUCUCAGGUGAUAUCGGCUGUUAAAGACGAGCUCUCCAGCUCGGGCUACACCACGCUCACUAUUACCGGUCAUUCGCUUGGGGCCGGGCUUUCCUCUAUAGCGACGUCAUCCUUCAUCGGUUCCGGAAUCCAAGUAGCGAACACCUACUCCUACGGAGAGCCACGUAAUGGCGACUCGGAGUGGGUAUCAUAUCUCGGGAGUCAAAUUCCCGAUGAGAACUACUUCCGUGUCACUCAUUACAAUGAUGGAGUACCUCAGAUCCCACCGACGGUCUUAGGUUUUGCACACCAUGGCCCAGAGUAUUGGCAGAGUAAGAAGAGCGGCAACUCUGCAGCAACCACAUUCAAUUGCGGGACGAAUUCCACGACUUGCAACGCGGGACAGGAUUAUGGAGACGAUCCUAUCAAUGGAGCGCAUAUCACUUACUCCAACACCGUCAUUGCAACGAGUUUACAUAACCCUUCAUGCGGAUAUACCAUUCUCUGA